AUGUAUUCUCACAGUAGCUCGUUUUCUUCACAAUUCAAACAAGUGUCAUUCGAAAAAUUCCAAAGUUCUGCAGUUGUUUUAGAUCAAGGCAUACUUGAAAUGCAAACUUUUUAUAAUUUUACUUUUGGAGAAGUACAAGAAGACAUGACAUUUAUAAGAUGUACAUUCAAAAUGAUAUUAAAUCCAGAUAACAAGUACUCUGCUAUAUAUAUUAAGACGACAACUUCAAGCUCUUUCAAUAUUUACAUCACAGAAUGCGCGUUUGCUCAAGUUUUUGGAUCAGUAUGGGGACCAAUACUUUUCAGUGGAAGCACAGGUUACAUUAAUAAGACUUGCUUUACUGUUUGCUACGGAGGAGAUAAAGCUCAAUCAUAUGUUUUGAAAUGCUCACAAAUGGCGAACUGUACAGAGAUUGUACGACAUGCAACAUCACCUAAGAAGAUACCCGGUCAAUCCCAUGCCGACCAACUAGAAGGAGAAAGAGUUUGCGAAACAUACCUCAACCAAAGCUUCUCAGGCGUCAGUUCCCGUGCUGCAUGUGUUGCAAUUGGUAGAAAUGCCAGGUAUUUGAACUUCCAAUACGUCGCUUUCGUUAAUAUUUCUGGAAUGAAUUUUAUGGUUAUAGAUUGUGACAAUUUAAAGGAAUAUAAGAUAGCGUAUGGCUAUAUGUACAAGUGUAUCUAUCAUGUGGAGUCAUCAUCUCUUCUAGAAUGUCAUUUCAGACUUAAAUUUGAAAAUUGGGAUUUUAUUCAAACGAAAAUGUUGUUUGUAGUCAUUAGUCAGUUCGGAACAACACGUUCUGUUGAUGGCAUGCAGUUCAUAAACUGUAGGACCGACGUUCCAAAGCAAAAACAAAUAAUUCCAAAUGACAAAUGGAAUUUUUCAAAUUUCACAAUAAUUAGUCGUCAAAAAUACAUUGAUUACGGACCAGAUUUCGAUGAGUGGCUCUGCCAAACAGAUGUUCCUCCUUCUCCGGCUCCUACACCAGAGAGAUCUCCUCUUCCAACACACACAGCAACAGCAAUGCCUUUAAUGACUGUUCCCGUGUUCGAAGUGAAGCAACAGGACGCUCCGGAACUGAUUGACCCCGACCAUAUGCCUGAGAACAACAAAGGAUUUACAACAGCUGAUUAUAUACAAAUCGCUGGUUUAGUUGUUUUGAUAAUUAUCACUGGAAUUGUUUUCUUUUUGGCAAUGAAGAAGAAAAAGAAACAGGCUCCUAACCCUGAUGAAGAGGAACAACUCUUGCAAUACUAA
This is a messenger RNA of Trichomonas vaginalis G3, 1257 nucleotides long. RefSeq lists its product as uncharacterized. Bases 1 to 1257 code for a protein of 418 amino acids. The transcript has a single exon. The record is from RefSeq and is a predicted model, not a curated record. Lineage: Eukaryota; Parabasalia; Trichomonadida; Trichomonadidae.